UUAAUUUCUUGAAAAGUUGAAACUAUCGAAAAAUUUAAUUUAGAAUGAAGUAAUUUAUCCUAAUGGAAAAUUGCAUGCAUAUGUAUGUAUGUAUGUAUUUAUAUGAAACAUCGAUGAAACCCAGUCAAAAUAAUAGGGGCAUAGGUACUUACACAAGAAAAUAAUGAAAUAUUUUAAUCAAAAUUUAAUGGAAUUACUUAAAAUCAUAUCACGUAGUAAACAAUAAUCAAGAAGAGCAAAAAUUGCUUAAGAUUAAAAUUACAAUGCAAUUUAUUGUAAAUAAUUUAAAUAUGACAAAGCUUUAUUAAUUAACUUAACAGUUAAGUUAAUAAAUUGCUUUCAUUUUUGAAAACUGUCCAAGUAUUUAUUUUCGUUUAAAAUCUCCUCUAAUUGGUAAUUAAAGCUUUUUAGCAAAUACGUAUGUAUGGAUACAUAGACUAUACAUAAUAUUGAGUUUCAAAUUUCACUAUUAAUAAAAUAACAACAACAUUACUAAAAACAAUAUUUAAUAUUCUUUUGAGUACAAAUUUUUAGUUGAAACAGGUUUACAGAUGUAAGAAAAACUAACACAAUACACUUAAAGCUCGAAUGUACAUUAGCUUAUUAGCUAUUACAAUACACCAAACACAUAUUAUGUACAAAGCUAUAUUUAAGUCUCGGAUAUAAACAAAAAUUUAACUGUAGUAUUCUACCUUGGAAUAAAUAUGAUAUAGAUUUUUUUUUAACUGAAAAGUUGAUACAUACAUACAUAAAAGUUUAUGUAUUUGAAAAGAGCUUUAUCGAGGUACCCGUCAAAAGCUAUUUAGAUAAAAUCCAGUAACAGAAAAAUUAGGAAAAAAUCUGAGUUUCAUAACAAAAAGAAAAACCAACAAAAGAUUUAGAUUUUCCAAUAAGUUCACCAAAAUCAAAUUAUGGUCGAUCGUGCUUAUUAUGUCUUAUUUCGAAUAGCUCUAUAUUUUAUUUACAGUAUCUAAAAUAUUCAAAUAAAACAAAGCUAAAAUUUUACAUUGCUUGUAUUAUAAAUUUGUCAAAUAAAUUAAUUUUAUUCUAAUAAUUCUUACAAAGUUUUACACACAAAUUUUUCUAAUAAAUUUUUAUUCGAUCAACUAGUCAUUUGGUAUUUUUCUUUCAGAUAUUUAGACAAGGCCCCUUUUUUUGUUCAAAUUAUUGAUCAAUGAUCAUCAUGAUAACAAAUCUUUUGCAAUUUUUUGACAAUCUUUCAGAAAUACAUAUACCUUUCUUCAAAAUUAUAACAAAUUUUCCUACUUCAAUUUUACAAUUUAUAACAGAAAAGCUUAAAUUUUCAUUAAGAGUUUAAAAUCAGUUCACGUGAAUCUGUUGAAAACUUUACUACGUUGUUAAUUCUUUUCCAAACUUUUAUUUUUAUAGUGUAUUGUUUUUAAUUUUUUUAAAUCAUUUUUGGUUUACACACUAUAGCACCAUAAAUACGUGGGUGAAAAAAUCGAGUUGUUAGCCUUGAUGAUGUCCGAUAUUUGUAUUCAAUUUCAUCUAUACAUCUAAACAAAAACAGAAAAUAUAAGUUGGCGGAAACUUUAUUUUCUUUUUUGACUAAAACCAGACACUUCCACUUAAGACUUAAACAAGUUACAAAUUAAAAUUAUUUUAAGGUUAAUGUGAAUUAAAAGCUCGUAUGUACAUAUAAACUAAAGAAAAAAAUCUAAAAACUCGCAAGCACCUACUCACUUUUUAGUACAAAUUAAAAACUCAACAUAUUCAGACGAAUUUACCGAAUUCUUAAAUAAUAAAUUUCCAAAGAAUGUUAAACGGGAAAUUUUUCACUGGAUUACCUCCAGGAAUGAUGAAUAAAUCUAACGCCAAUAAUAGACAGAAAACAAAUUUCUUUUGGCCAAAUGAUUCCGAUUUUGGUACUCUGAAAGAUGAUAUAAAAGUGGAAAAAAAUUUAUCCAAUAAUAAUAUUACAUAUGCAUCAGGAACAAGUAAUAAUCCAGAAUACGAACCAGAAAACUUGUUAAAAAAACAACUUUCUUCUAGUAUUAAAUUUUACGAUGACGUUGAUAAGGAAGAUUAUCAACGGUCUACCCGAAAUAACCGGAAAAAAAUAUUUGAUUUACCAAAACAAGAUACAGAACUCAAUGACCAAAUUGAUUUUAAAGCUAAAAGUGCAGAAACAUUUUGUUCAAAAAUUCAAUUUUAUGAUUUUCCAGAUAACUCAAAUGGUGCGUCAAAAUCACCUCAGAAGGAAAGGAACAACGAAAGUCAAAAUGAAAGUAAAAACAGUGUUAGGGAUGCGAAUUUAAUGAACAAACCAAACCAGGAAGAUGAAAUUGUUUUGAAUAGAUUGAAUAAUUUUAGUAAUUUGAAUCUUAAAACUAAGCUUGUUAAUAAAUCGACAGGCAACAUACCUCAAAUAUUUGAUAAAAAAACUGAUUCGAAAACGAUUUGGAACAAAGAAACUGGUAUUGAAACUAAAAAUUCAUGGAAGGGACAAAACCAUGAAGCAACUUUAGAAGAAAACGAAAAUUUGCAAGGAUUAAGAAUAGAGAAAAAACGAAAAAAUAACAAAAAGCAAAAUGAAAGAUUAAAAAAUAUUGAAAGCACCAAUUCGAAUGAGGAAGUACUUCUUUGUAAAGUGCCAAACAAUAUAGGAGAACAAAAAGUUAAUUAUAAUACAGACUAUCAAAAUAAUGAUAAGCUAAAUGAUAAAAAUAUAAAUAACAAACAAGAAAAUGAUAGUUUGAGGCACUUGAAAAGUAGCUUUUCUUUCGAUGCAGAUGAUGAUGCAGCUAACAUACAAAGAAGGAAAAUUAGAAGCAGAGCCUUCACUAGGGUCACAGUUGGCUUGCCUGAUUAAAUUUCCACAUAAAUUAGUGCUUGGGAUUUGAUAAACUAAAUGGUAAAAACUGAAAUAAAAUUUCAAUGGAUUGCAUGCUCAGAAGUUAGAAGUAAUUUUAACACCUCUGAAGAGAAAUCAGCAGAUUGACAUUAACGAUAGUUUGUUAUAUUUUAAUUAUUAAUGAUUAUGUAAUAAAGUUAUUGAAAACUUUUAAUUCUGUA
Condylostylus longicornis is the source of this 3036-nucleotide messenger RNA. RefSeq names its product GATA zinc finger domain-containing protein 14. The coding region runs from base 1778 to 2833 and encodes 351 amino acids. NCBI's taxonomy places the organism in Eukaryota, Metazoa, Arthropoda, Insecta, Diptera, Dolichopodidae. The record is from RefSeq and is a predicted model, not a curated record. The transcript has a single exon.